ACGUUUCAUGUCACACUGUAUACAUAACACAGCGCGGUGCAGUUUUCCAUAUUCCCCACCGGCCGAGGGAAGAAAGUGAAAGAAAAACAGAAAAAAAAGGAACUAAAUCACGAUCAACCGGACGUUCCCCGUUCGUAUCCUCCCGGCGGGCACCUCCCGCCCAUCUCACAGCUAGUUACGAAACACACCACCAUGGCCACCUAUCUGGCAACCGCACUGAAGCGGCUCGUCCUCACACAGCCCGCCGGCCUGGCAUCGGCGGUGCGGCUCCUCCCGGCGGCGGCCAGCCUGCACACGGCCGGCGGCCCGCUCGCGAAAAACUGGAACGGCCACAAUGCCGGCCCGCAGCGCUGGCUCCAGUACAACAAGGUCAUCUAUCCGCCCCAGCAGCCGGACGAGCCGGCCCGGCCGGCCUACGUCUGCCACCAGAAGACGAACAUCAAGUACAGCCCGAAGAAGAUGUGGUACGUCGCGUCGUUCGUGCGCGGCAUGACGGUGGACGAGGCCGUCCGGCAGCUGUCCUUUGUCGACAAGAAGGGCGCGAGCUACGUGAAGGAGGCCAUCCUCGAGGCGGUCGAGCUGGCGGUCAAGCGGCACAACGUCGAGUACCGGACGAACCUGUGGGUGGCGGAAUCGUUCUGCGGCAAGGGGCGCGUCUUCAAGGGCAUGCGGCGGCACGCGCGCGGCCGGACCGGCGAGGUCGAGUACAAGCACUGCCACUACUUUGUCCGGCUGGAGGAGGGGACGCCGCCCGCCCACUACUACCCGGCCGCACCGAAGACGGGCGAGCAGCAGCUGGCCGAGUGGGAGGAGGCGAUGCGUAAGCGCAAGGUGACCGGUUCGCUGUGAGUGGAACUGGGCCGGCAGUUUGUUAAAUAAAGCGAUGUAGAAAGGAAACAGCA
Anopheles merus is the source of this 902-nucleotide messenger RNA. It is a transcript of the gene mRpL22, whose product is annotated as 39S ribosomal protein L22, mitochondrial. Bases 193 to 849 code for a protein of 218 amino acids. Gene Ontology annotation, cellular component: ribosome; mitochondrial large ribosomal subunit. Gene Ontology annotation, biological process: ribosome assembly; translation. Gene Ontology annotation, molecular function: structural constituent of ribosome. The transcript has a single exon. The record is from RefSeq and is a predicted model, not a curated record. NCBI's taxonomy places the organism in Eukaryota, Metazoa, Arthropoda, Insecta, Diptera, Culicidae.